CCCCACCCCACCCGCAGUUACAGUCCAUUAAUAUAGCACAAGCGAGAUUUAAGUCGGCCAGCCCAGCUUUUUAAUCGGGGAAGGGGUUGAAUCUGCAUAUGUAGCACCUGCAGACUGUAUAAACAAGUAAAAAAGGGUUGUUUUUUUCAUGAGCAGAGUAGACCCAUUGAAAUCAAUGUGCCCAACUUAGGCCUGGCUGCCCAUUUCAGUGGGUCUACUUGGGGUACGCAUAACCCCAUACCUUCCAAUAGUUCUCUGAUGAAAAUAAAAAGGUAAAGGGACCCCUGACCAUUAGGUCCAGUCGUGGCCGACUCUGGGGUUGCGGCGCUCAUCUCGCUUUAUUGGCCGAGGGAACCGGCAUACAGCUUCCGGGUCAUGUGGCCAGCAUGACUAAGCCGCUUCUGGCAAACCAGAGAAGCGCACGGAAAUGCCGUUUACCUUACCGCCGGAGCGGUACCUAUUUAUCUACUUGCACUUUGACGUCUUUUCGAACUGCUAGGUUGGCAGGAGCAGGGACCGAGCAACGGGAGCUCACCCCGUUGCGGGAUUCGAACUGCUGACCUUCUGAUCGGCAAGUCCUAGGCUCUGUGGUUUAACCCACAGUGCCACCCACGUCCCUCCUGAUGAAAAUAGGGACGUCCUUUUCCAUCAUCAUAAUGGUUUUAUUCUUUAUACCCCACCCAUUAAACAUUUUAAAAAAAUCUUCCGUAUAUAGAACUGUCUUCAGAGGUCUUCUAAAGGUUGUACAGUCACUUAUCUCCUUGGCUCAGGGGUCGCCUACCCUCCCCAUACCCUCCCACAUUUCUACGAUGAACGUCCUAAUGAAUGGGUAGGCAAACUAAGGCCCUGGGGCUGGAUCUGGCCCAAUAACCUUCUAAAUCUGACCCACGGACGGUCUGGAAAUCAGCGUAUUUUUACAUGAGUAGAAUGUGUGCUUUUAUUUAAAAUGCAUCUCUGGGUUGUGGGGCAUAGGAAUUCAUUCUCCCCUCCCCCCAAAAAAAAUAGUCCGGCCCCACACUAGGUCUGAGGGACAAUGGACCAGCCCCCUGCUGAAAAAGUUUGCUGACCCCUAUAAAGUUUCAGUAUAAAAUCAGAAACUGGAGUGGCUUCUGUAAAUCCGGGGCUGUCCCUGGAAAAUAGGGACACUUGGACUGUCUGAUAGCACUGGGUACUAUGACCCAAUGGGUUGACCCAAACGUGGGAUGGUGUGGAAGGAAAGCAGCUCCCACCGAUAAAUUUUGCAUCCUCUGGUCCCUGGAGCAACUCACUGUGUACAGCUCCUUCCCUGAAAAGUCUCUCCAGAAUGUCUGGUCUGGGGACCUUCUUUAUUUCAUUUCAUUUAUUGCAUUUAUACCCCCACCUCAAAGUGGGGCAUACAGGGUUCUCUCCUGCCUCAUUUAAUCUCCACAACCACCCCGUGUAAUAGGUUAGGCAGUGUCUCACCCAAGGUCACCCAGUGAGCUUCAAGGCCCAGUGGGGAUUUGAACCCGGUCUGAUACUCCAACCACUGCACCGCACAGUCCUACUGCAUGCAAUGGGGCUACUUCUGAAAAGACAUGGUUAGGAUUUGGCUGUACUGCAUACUAAAAAUAUUAAAAUCCUGCAGCACGAAAAGCUGAAUUCUGCAGCUUGCAUGACUCAUGUAACCUGGACUACUCUGUACAAAUUUCUCUUAUUGCAUAAUUAUUUUUUCAAUUUCUCCCUAUUUCACAUAAUCAUGGAUUGUUCUAUGGGAUACCAAUAUGAUACAUGCAUCAUCUGCAAUGCAGGCAAAUAGUAGGAUGAUUUAAUCAGGAAAACAACAGGUGUAAAAUAUAUUUGAAACCAUCCCUCAGCCUUGAUCCAAACUCUGUCCCCUACCCCAUUAACACUUUUUUAAAAAUCAAAAAAAUAAUCUGAGAGACCCUGGCUAGAGACUUCCCAUUUUGUGCCUUCCUUGGCUCUGAGAUUUUCGGGUGCGUUCUGGACCUGCUGCCCUAUUCAGUGCUUUCUCUAGCAGGAGAUAAGUCUCUCAAAUAAAUGUGCAAGCUUUCGGAGUACCACAGGAUGCUGCAAUUGUUAUGUCAAGUUCUGGUGGUACUCACAUAAGCCAGUCACACAGCUAAAAUAAUCAAAAAGCGUGCUUAAAAAAUCACACCAAAACACCUCUGUUGUUUACUAGGGAGCAGCUGUGCAACCGUUAGCUGCGGGAAAGGAGUACUGAGGUCAGAGAGGAAGAGAGAUGGGUUGAGCACAUUGCCUGCUAGUCUAGCGCACUCUCUGUUUGUGUAGCUGCUCAUUCUCACAAGAUGUCUCCAGCUCUCCACCUUACGUUCCAGCACCUCCUGACCAGCGCAGCACUCCAACUUCUGACCUGUGAGUAAAACACCAUAGCUUAUUUGCUUGCUUGUUGGGGGUCAGUGUGACAAGUAUCAUUCAGAAGGCACGGGGAGUCCAUCUGUCUGAUGUUAUACGAGUUUUUAAAAAAACAGAAUGAAAUAAAAGAACUUGGGAUCUGGAAUUUUAAAAUUGUCCCACAGGGCCUAAAGUCUGCACUAAAGUUUAGAGUCCAAACAGAAACAAAACAAAAUAUAUUAGACCAAAAUUAUAGGACUGCAAAGUUGGAAGUGAUCCCAAGGGUCUAACUCAUGGGUAGGCAAACUAAGGCACGGGGGCUGGAUCUGGCCCAAUCGCCUUCUAAAUGUGGCCUGCGGACCGUCCGGGAAUCAGUGUGUUUUUACAUGAGUAGAAUAUGUCCUUUUAUUUAAAAUGCAUCUCUGGGUUAUUUGUGGGGCAUAGGAAUUCGUUCAUAUUUUUUUCCCAAAAUAUAGUCCGGCCCCCCACAAGGUCUGAGGGUCAGUUGACCAGCCCCCUGCUGAAAAGGUUUGCUGACCCCUGGUCUAACUCAUUGCAAUGCACACCAUCUCCCAUCCAAUUUGAAACCACACCGGACCCUGCAUAGCUUUGCAAAUGCUGUAGCAGUUUUAUUGCUGCACCACCACACUAAUCAUUACAAUAGAAUGUGUAGUACCUUAAUUUUGCAUCCUUUAGCCUGCAAAACCAGAUGUGGAGGUAGGGGUGGGCAGGAAGCAGUUUGUCCCAGCAGGAGGGAAUGUUAUAAAAGCAAAGAGGUAACCAUGCAAACCAGAGGUGCUCCUCCACCUGCCUGGCAGAGCUGUUUGCUUGGAAACUUUUCAGAAGUGUCUUACACAACCUUUGGGGCUAGGCAAGUGAGCAGCAAGAGUUUUGCAGAGUGGGGUGCAGGGGAAUCAUUGCCAGAAGUUCACCUGCCGGGACAACCCUUUUUGUCUAUGGGAGUUGCUCUGACCCCUUGAUCAUUCAUUGAAUUGGACAGAAACCAUGGGGUGGGAAGAAUCUCCAUUUUUAUGGAAGACCGCUCAAAUGAAGUAAAAACCAAGCAAGGCUCCACCAAGAAAGAUCCAAAAAAACCAUUAUCUGCAUAAUUUGUGUACAUGAAAACCAAUAGCUCUCCGAUCAAGUAGUUUUGCUCAUGCACGUUUAUAAUAAACUCUCAGCAGGUAGCUUAUCUUGGAGCUUAAAUGCAACACUGGCACCACCGCUCCAUGUGAUAGUAAACGGCGAAAGAAAGACCCUGGUAAUUUGUCUGGUGAACGAUCUCUCUGAGGAAGCAUUGGGGGCAGUUCGGUUUUCCAACGGAAAUGGGAGCAUGCUGGAGUCUUUCACCUACGGGAUUUCUAGGGAAGACGAUGGGACUUUCAGCAGCAUCUCUCAACUCUCCAUCAGCACCAAAGAAUUUGGAUCAUGGAGUACAGUCGCUUGCUACGUCGCACCAAACGAAACUUCAAAGACAUGGAGCACCACCUCCCUUCAACUCUCAGGUAUUCAUGAAUGGGGGGAUGGGGGUAUGGACUGUAGAUGUACUUUUAGGACCUCAUAAAUUAACAGUGCAACCCUGUGCAUGUCUAAUUAGAAGUAAGUCCCAUUGAGUUCAAUGAGACUUACUCCCAGGUAAGCAUGCAUUGGAACGCAUCCUCAUGUAUCUAAAUUGCUGUUAUCCUGUUACACUUAAAUCCUGCCUUUUUGCCAAUGAACUCUCUCCUUCAAACCGAUGUGUCCUAAUACAAUCAAUCAAUCAAUAUAGACAUUUAUGCACAAAUUCCAGGCACUUAAAAUCAGUAAAUUAAUAAUCUGGAAACUUAUAUAACACAACCAAGGCUUGCAAUGCCUUCUCUAAGUCAUAAUUUUGUCUUACAGAAGAAAAUACGGGAGAUCUCUGCCUGAGUGAAAAGCAAGAAGGUAAGAACAACAAUACAUUCUCCUUCCAAUCUCAGUUAUACCAAGAGCUCAGUUCCAAACCUGGUGUUUUGGGGGCAGGAAUUCAGACAAAGCUGUUGUAAGUAUACAAGGCUAGUGCUUGGAGCCUUGUGCCAUGACGAACAACUAAAUUCCAGAUUCAUAUAUCCUUAUAGAACACAAUUUGAACUAUUGUGAAUGAAGCAGAUUAGAGAGGAAGGCCACAGCUGCAAUUCUAUCUAUACCUACAGGGUAGGUGCCAGAGGUCAGGGGGCCUUUGGCACAGUGUUGCCCAUGCCUUCCACCCCACCCCCCAAACAUUGGUUGGCAUCCCUCUGUCUCGGGGGACAAUGGAAGAGGGCGCCUGUUGGAAGGUUACAGUGCCUGCUGUGGCUGUAGAGAUCGACACAGAAAAGACAUGUUUUGUUGCAGCUGGGGCAGAUGAAGGCACUCGGUUGUGCAGAUGCAGAUCUAGUUGUUCUCUGUGCACUCUUCCCAGUGGUCAUUCCUUCUCUGGUCACUGCUACGGGCGCACUAUGGACUGCUAUCCUCUUGUUAAGAGUUAAUACAGUAAUGAAAAGUGUAAAUUCUAAAUUGUCUGGAACUACCUUAUCCAUCAGAUUACUGCUGUCUCUCCUGAUAGUCUGAUCACCCACUGGGCUUGGCAGCAAUUAAGAGAUAACAUUGGUAACAUAGGCCUGUAUCCAAAGUAUCGAGGGAGCACAUAAGUGGAUGGUGAUAUAGUUAUUCUGUGGAUAUUACUCUGCCUUAUUUUUUCUUCUUUUUGUGGUGGCAGCCCAAGAAGAGUCAUUGUUCAUUGAAGAUCUACAUAGCCGCUCACAGAUCUUACUUCUUCUGGCCAUCAGAAUUUUGCUGUUCAAGUUGCUCCUGUUUGACGUGUUGAUGACCUGCUGCAUUGUUUACAAGAGGUAAUACUGGCCACAACAUCCAACACAUAGACCUAGUCCAGAUAUAAAGCUAAGCCAAACCAUGGACUCGAAUGAGCAAGCAAAUGUACAGUUUCCUGGAUCACAGAUUGUGAUAGCAGUGUACCUCUCUCAUUCUGCUGCUGCCACACUACCCAGAGCUAUGCCAUGGUUUGGUUUAGCAUCACAUCCAAAGCCAGGCUCAUGGUUUGCCUCACUUCAGACGAACCACAAUGUUUGUUCUUGGUUUACUGUUCAUGGUUUGUCUGGGGGAAACACAAGCAUAGGUUUGGAUGUAAUGCCAAGCCAAACCAUAGCUCAGCCAUGGGUAGCACGGUGGCAGCAGAAACACCACUGAACUCUUUGAAGGAGGGGUAUGGUGUUAAGAUGAUGGUGAUGAUGAUGGUGAUAGUAAAGUUCAGCUCCCAACCUGCUGUAAUCUUCCCUCUCCUUUCAGGGAAGAUAUCUUGUUGCACCUGAAGCCUUCCAACUUUUCUGCAGUUCAUCCACACAGGGUCAGAACUGCUUCUGUCCCAGAAAUUGUUGCUAUGAAAAGCACAGAGCAAUGGACUAAGGGGAAAGGCAACUUUCACAUAUCUGGCUGAAAAGAAGGAACUCCAUACGGAAGCAGAAUAUGUGUCCUGAAGAUGGAAGCAUUCACUUGAACAAAAGAGGGAGAGACUAGCCUGGUUUGAAUACAGGCUGAAAAACAGGCUUUUGGCUUCCUUUCAUCUGCCUCUGCUGUGACCUUCGAUUCGGGUUCUUUGGUGCUGAACACUAAUCGGACAACAACUAAGCCAGGCACCCUGGCUGUAGCAGUACACAAAUCUGCACGAAUAACAAGGCUUGACACCCUUUCAAUAUUCUUGUGUUGUGAGCGCAGUAUGUGAUGUCCUGAGAAGAAUGUUUCUCUCUUGAAUAUUGCCGUGUGAUAUUUCUUUGUUCAUAAUUGUACAUAUAGUCUUGCUUGCAUUGUCCUCAAAUAUACAGCUCGUUGUCAUCUAUAUGAGAGAAUGCCUAAGGCAGGGGUUCUGAGAGUUGGGCAACCAUAUUCAGCCCCUGAGCUUGAGGUUCUCCACUCCUUUCACUGUAGUAGGGAGUGAGGUUCUGGGUUUUCAGCCCUUCCGAAGUAGCAAAAUAUUAAUUGCAUAAGAAGUCAUUAGGUGCAGGAUCACAAGUGCAUUGUCACUGCUCAGCAUCUGCAACAUCAUGUCACAGUGGUACCCUGCCUAUGUGAAACAACAGCUGUCACAGGAUGAAUGGCACAGAUAGACAUCACAUCAUCUUAAGCAAACAGGGCUCCAGUUCUGAAUCCUGGCAGGUGCAAGGAGGAAGAUGCAUGCAAGGGAGGCAUGGGAUAGGGGUUGGUUCUUCCCUACAUUCUUGGGAUUGUUACUUAACAGACAUAUGAAUACGAUUAAAUACUCUGUGUGUGCUUACAGAACAGCCAAAGCAUGUCUAGCAUUUUUAUGAGGAUUUAUGCAGCAAUUGUGGAUUGUAACAACAAUCACAAAAACCCUCUUCCUUUUUGUAUUUUACAGGUGCUAUAAAUCUGUUUUCAAAAAUAAAUUACUUAAUUUUUUAAUAAUAAUAA
This is a messenger RNA of Podarcis lilfordi (Lilford's wall lizard), 6774 nucleotides long. NCBI's taxonomy places the organism in Eukaryota, Metazoa, Chordata, Lepidosauria, Squamata, Lacertidae. The record is from the annotation of a GenBank genome assembly.